AUGGAAGUGAAACAAGUAAAAGAUCAGAAACCACUUACUACUAAUAGUGCUGAAGCUGCUACCACUAGUCAUGACAACGAUGCAAUUCCGUCAACGUCAUCAGUUAAGGCCGAUGCCCAAUGGUGGUGGCCUUUUGACAACAUCAUGUGCAAAAUGAGUGGUCUUGUCCAAGGCAUGUCUGUUUCUGCAUCUGUAUUCACUCUGGUGGCCAUUGCAGUGGAAAGGUUCCGUUGCAUUGUAUAUCCAUUCCGAGAGAAGCUGACUCUGCGAAAAGCUGUAUUCACAAUUAUCAUCAUUUGGGUUCUAGCUCUGAUCAUCAUGUGUCCAUCAGCAGUUACUCUAACUGUGACCAAGGAUGACUACCACUUUAUGGUAGAUGACUACAAUAACUUCUAUCCUCUUUACUCUUGUUGGGAAGCAUGGCCAGAGAAGGAAAUGCGAAAGAUAUACACAACUGUCCUCUUUGCACACAUAUAUCUCGCUCCUCUCACCUUGAUUGUCAUCAUGUAUGCACGCAUUGCUUUCAAACUCUUUAAAUCAUCUGCCCUAAUUCGAGGCUCUGUCUCUGAAGAACAUGAAGGUCGAAGGGUUUCUAAGAGGAAAAUAAGAGUAAUAAACAUGUUGAUUAUUGUUGCUCUGUUCUUUACACUCUCCUGGUUGCCCCUGUGGACUUUAAUGUUGCUCACAGACUAUGGAAAUCUUAAUGACCAUCAACUCAACCUGAUUGCUGUUUAUAUAUUCCCCUUUGCCCAUUGGUUGGCUUUCUUCAACAGCAGCGUGAAUCCAAUUAUUUAUGGUUACUUUAAUGAAAACUUUCGCAGAGGUUUUCAAGAAGCCUUCAAAGUUCAGCUCUGCUCAAUGGCAAGAGAGCACAAUGACACAUAUUCAGAAAGAAAAAACAGCGGGUUUAUGUUUGGGGUACGCAACAGAAUUUUUGUUGAAGUCCAACCCAGCGACUCUGCUCAAGGCUCAGACUCAUGCAAUAGUACCAAUGCAAAGGGUGGUAUGUUCUCUUUACGGAGUGGGAGAAUUGCUCAUCAUGGUAUGGUAGUUGAAGAGAGAGACAAUAAAAACUCCAAUAACACUGUCAGCAUACCAGCAUGGGACAUAUAAAAUGGACAUGCUGUGGACAUUGGAUGCUUGUAAUUACAGUGCUAAAAGGAUGGCAGAAAGUGCUGAAAUAAAUUGUGUAUCUCUGAGUGUUGAUACAGGGUUAAUGUAAGAAAUGAGUGAUAUUAUUAAUUUAGGUUCCGACGAUGAUACAAAGUAAUGUAACGCAUGACAUCAGGUGGAAGUUGCACAAGUUAAUUGAUUCUAGUGAAGGGAUAAAGGAAUUUAAUUGACUCUCAAACUUUGAUGAGAUUUUUCCCAUGGGCUUAUUUAUCAAAUGGGAUUUCAAUAAAACAUAAUAAACUGACAACAGUAGGUUAUUACUACAUAAAAAAAAUCUGUAGCAGAUUUUAUUCAGACAUUCAAUUCAAUUAAUUACUGUUGAAAGAAGAUGAAAAGGAACGUUCUCUUUCUUUCAUUAUAUUUUUGACUUUUAUUAAGUUAUUACUAUUAUUUGUUUAGUGAAUCAUGCUCAUUCAAGCUGCACUACUAGUAAAAGUUGGCACAGCAGCACCCACCCCACUCUCCACCCCCUUCUUCCUUACACACACAUAAAGAUUCAAUUUGUAAACCAACAAAAGGGUGUCUCUUGAACAAGGUAUGUGGAAGCUGUAAAGGCAUUAGACUACCAAAGCUCAGUGCAUGGACUUUGAACCUCGAGUUGGAACAAUCUGCAUUCAAUGGCUAUAGAGCACAGGUGUGUAGCACAGACCCACUGACAUUUCUCCAGCGGUUAUAAUGGUCCCCACUCUGAUCUACUGAGGUUCUGCAGUGGCCAAUGCCUGUGCAGCAAAGCUAUUUCUUUCACAAGAACUUGUCUCACGUGUUAUAUGAAUGAAACUGCAGCAUGCUUCUUGGGAUCCAAUCUAAAUCUGUAUUACAUAGAUAGAAGUUAAAAAUACUUGUGUCGCUUGACUCACUUCUUCAAAGCUUGAAGAGAAGGAAAUACUGUACUACUGCCCUUAUGUGAAAUUAUUUGCUUGUUUUUGAAUGUACUGUAUACUUAUAUGAA
Pseudophryne corroboree (corroboree frog) is the source of this 2122-nucleotide messenger RNA. It is a transcript of the gene NPFFR1, whose product is annotated as neuropeptide FF receptor 1. Gene Ontology annotation, cellular component: plasma membrane. The record is from RefSeq and is a predicted model, not a curated record. Lineage: Eukaryota; Metazoa; Chordata; Amphibia; Anura; Myobatrachidae. The transcript has 3 exons. Gene Ontology annotation, molecular function: peptide binding; neuropeptide receptor activity. Gene Ontology annotation, biological process: G protein-coupled receptor signaling pathway; cellular response to hormone stimulus. Bases 1 to 1113 code for a protein of 370 amino acids.